UCCUGCAAGAUCUGUCAGAGGUUUGAAAAGGAAGAAUUUCUGGUCUGUCUAACAAAACUCUCAGUUACUGACAAGACUUAACUUCCAUCUUCACGUCUUCAAGGUGUCUGGUACCUUCUUAGUGUCAGCUCUUACCAUUCAUUGAAGAAUUGUUGCGAAUAUAACAAUAUUUUCUGCACAGUUGGACUCCACUGAGGAACCAGAAAAAAGGAGGAUGGAUCCUCUGAUAAUUGUUCUCCUGUUAGCAGCAGUCAUUACACCAAUUCAAGCCUCAGCUACAGUUGCACCUUCAACAUCAGCAGUCAACAUGACCUCACCACCAAUCAACAUGACCACACCACCAAUCAACAUGACCUCGCCACCAGUCAACAUGACCUCACCACCAAUCAACAUGACCUCACCACCAAUCAACAUGACCUCACCACAAGUCAACAUGACCUCACCACCAAUCAACAUGACCUCACCACAAGUCAACAUGACAUCACCACCAGUCAAUAUGACCUCACCACCAAUCAACAUGACCUCACCACCAAUCAAUAUGACCUCACCACCGAUCAUCGUGACCUCACCACCGAUCAACGUGACCUCACCACCGAUCAACAUGACCUCACCACCAGUCAACAUGAUCUCACCACCAAUCAAUAUGACCUCACCAUCGAUCAACAUGACCUCACCACCGAUCAACAUGACCUCACCACCGAUCAACGUGACCUCACCACCGAUCAACAUGACCUCACCACCAGUCAACAUGACCUCACCACCAAUCAAUAUGACCUCACCACCGAUCAUCGUGACCUCACCACCGAUCAACGUGACCUCACCACCGAUCAACGUGACCACACCACCGAUCAACGUGACCUCACCACCAAUCAAUGUGACCUCACCACCAGUCAACAUGACCUCACCACCAAACAACAUGACCUCACCACCGAUCAAUAUGACCUCACCACCGAUCAGCAUGACCCCACCACCAGUAAAUGGAACAUCAGCUCAACCAGUUAUCACAACUGUUUCUCCAGUCACAACUACAGCUGUCCCAGCAGCAGACUCAAGGAUAAUGCUGGAAUUUAGGUUGCAGAAAACCUUUGCACCAGAACUUAGAAACAAGUCCUCACCAGAGUUCAAGCAAUUAAAGGACGAAGUGAUCACAGCGCUUGAACUUAUCUUUAGAAAAGUAUUUGGAAGACGUUUCCUUCGAGUCUUGAUAAGAGCUUUCAGACAAGGUUCAGUUGUGGUAGAUUCAGAGCUGACCUUUAAUAAUGCCAGCUCAGUGCCAGAAACUAGUGCUGUGGCAACAGUUCUGGUGGAGGCAGCAUCCAACAAUUCCAACUUUUCCCUGCCAGUGAAUACAUCAAGCGUUGUUGCAACAAGAAUUUCUACAUCAACAGCUGCAACUGCUGCUCCCAAUGUUACAGUGGCUCCAACUGCAGCUCCCAAUGCUACAGUGGCCCCAACUGCUGCUCCUAAUGCUACAGUGACCCCAACUGCAGCUCCCAAUGUUACUACUGCAUCAACAGAUCCUCCUACAUCCAAUGAGGGAACUCUUGGCCUUACAUUUAGUCUUAACCAAACAUUUACACCCGGCCUCUCCAACCCAUCAUCAACGGAGUUUCAGACUUUGGCUGCAGAAGUGGUCAGAGAGCUAAACACAGUGUGUACAAAUCUGUUUGGAUCAUCUUUCCUUCGCUCCAUUGUUAACAAAUUCACGAGUGGAUCAGUGGUUGCCGCCACCACCCUUGUGUUCACAAACAGGAGCUCAGUUCCUUCACCAAGCACUGCAACUUCACAACUCAGCAGUGCACUUACGAACUCUACCGCCCUGAACAUUUUAUCAGGCAGUGUUAAUGCAACUUCUUCUGCUACUACCACCGCUGCACCUACUGUUACAACUGCCCUGACCGGAGCCCCUAAUGCUACAGAUGCUCCAACUGCUGCUCCCAAUGUUACAGUGGCUCCAACUGCUGCUCCCAAUGUUACAGUGGCUCCAACUGCUGCUCCCAAUGUUACAGUGGCUCCAACUGCAGCUCCAACUGCUGCUCCAACUACGUCAACCACCACUGCAUCAACAGAUCCUCCUACAUCCAGUGAGGGAACCCUUGGCCUUGAGUUUCGUCUCGACCGAGCAUUUACAUCUGACCUCUCCAAACCAUCAUCAACGGCGUUUCGGACUUUGGCUGCAGAAGUCCUCAGAGAGGUUAACAGAGUGGCUAACACUCUCUAUGGAUCAUCCUUCAGGCGUAGCAUUGUAAACCGCUUCACGAGUGGAUCAGUGAGAACCAACAUGACCCUUGUGUUUCAAGAUAGAAAUUCAGUUCCUUCAGCAGGCGUUGCAACUUCACAAUUAAGCAGUGCACUCAGCGGCACCACCCUGAACAUUAUACAAGGCAGCGUUUCUGCACAGUCAACAUCAACAUCAACAUCAAGCAGUCCUCCUCAGUCCACAAUGGGCUCACUGGCUGUCUUUUCAUUAACACUGCUGGCUGUAGCACAGAUGCUGAUAGACUUUUAACCCAAACCCAAGGUAGAUGCACUGAAAUUGCCAAUAUUUCAUGCUAUCAAGUUUGAGUAAAAAAUAAAUGUACCAUCGAACUAAAAUCAAAAGACAUAACAAGUGUGCAUAAUGAAAUUUAUCAAUACAAUGUAUUUUGGUAAAAAGAUGUGUACUGUGUCAAAGAUUGAGACAGUUUUUCAGUAUUUUCCACAUUUUAUGUUCCAAUCGCUUGUGUUUCAAUUAAAUUGUAUUUAAAUAACUUACCAUUGAUUACCAUAAAGAUUGUGAGUAAUCAAAAAUACUUAAUAUGAUACUUUUUUGGCCAUUUUUGUGGCAGAUGUCAUACAACGUGUUUGUUUUGGCAAUGCUUCUUUAUAUGCAAUUUUUCAUGUGACAUUGUUAACAUAGUUAAAACAUGCAAAUACAUAUAGGAAAAUGUACAACAUUUUUAUUUCCCAUUAAAGCAUUGUACGAUUUAGCAGGACACAAUUUACAUCCAAUGCCAUUGUGAAGUGCAAAUGAAGGAAGAAGUGUGCAGUUAAUGUAGUGUGAUGCCAAAAGCUAGGGGUGUAGAACUAAUGUUGAUGCUGAAGACCAAUAACUUAUAUUACUUGUGAGACCAAUCAUUAUAAAGAUGAUCUUUCUCCAACCAUAACCAUGCAGUUUAAGGUAGCUUACUUUAACAACACCACAGUUGCCAUAUGAGAAUGUUGUAGUAAAGAAAAUGUCAUUGAACAUUGAAAUAAGUUGUCAUUAAGCACUAUGUUGGGAUUGCAGAACCAUCCAGUAUCAAGUUAAUAGUAUGACAAGUGGAUUGGUAGAUGCAAGUUUAAAAGUGUCCUGCUAUUAAUCUAACAUUUAGAAAGAUGAUUGAUUGUAAUUGCUUAACUCUUCAAAUUAAACACUGGUUCUUCCUGUAUGUUUUCAAGAAGGGGAAUAAUAAAUAUGUGUAUCUUUGUUAAUUUAAAAUUAUUAAAAUUUUACCUUUCCAAUGAC
Molecule: messenger RNA, 3487 nt
Organism: Anarrhichthys ocellatus (wolf-eel)
Lineage: Eukaryota; Metazoa; Chordata; Actinopteri; Perciformes; Anarhichadidae
Product: mucin-2-like
Exons: 14
Coding region: 215-2509 (764 amino acids)
Biological process (GO): visual perception
Source: RefSeq, a predicted model, not a curated record